Molecule: messenger RNA, 4267 nt
Organism: Limulus polyphemus (Atlantic horseshoe crab)
Lineage: Eukaryota; Metazoa; Arthropoda; Merostomata; Xiphosura; Limulidae
Product: mitochondrial dicarboxylate carrier-like
Exons: 9
Coding region: 165-995 (276 amino acids)
Biological process (GO): phosphate ion transmembrane transport; oxaloacetate transport; thiosulfate transport
Molecular function (GO): malate transmembrane transporter activity; oxaloacetate transmembrane transporter activity; sulfate transmembrane transporter activity
Source: RefSeq, a predicted model, not a curated record
GUAUUAAUAUAUGACAUUUUAAUCAUGAUCAUUCAAAAGCUCUCAUGAUUUAUCUGUAAAAGCAAUAUAUAUUUGCUUGACAGCCAUGCUGAUAUGAUGUUUUAUUUGAGUGCAUAGAUAUCAACUGCAUAUUCAUCAACUAGAAACGAGCACUUUCGGUGGUCAUGAAUAAAAAUGAGAAUCGUUUAUCACGGUGGUACUUUGGAGGUCUGGCAAGUGCUGGAGCAGCUUGCUGUACCCAUCCACUGGACUUGCUAAAGGUCCAUCUUCAGACACAACAGGAAGGAAAGAUUAGCAUUGUUCGUAACACUAUUAACAUUAUUCGUUACCAAGGAGUUUUAGCACUUUACAAUGGUCUCAGUGCUUCCUUACUCCGUCAGUUGACCUACUCUACCACGAGAUUUGGUAUUUAUGAGGUAGUGAAGCAGAAUAUGACAAAACCAGGAGAACCAUUGCCAUUUUAUAAGAAAGUUAUGUUUGCUGCGGCUGCUGGAUCUGCCGGUGGCUUUGUUGGCACACCUGCUGAUAUGGUAAACGUUAGUUAUAAGCAUGCUGUUGAUGGUUUGUGGAGAGUAUACAAAACUGAAGGAAUUAAUCGACUCUUUUCUGGGGCUUCCACAGCUACUUGCAGGGCUGCCCUAAUGACUGUUGGUCAGCUUUCCAUGUAUGAUCAGAUCAAGCAAACACUUUUACAAACAAACUACUUUGUGGAUAAUUUAGUCACCCAUUUCACUUCAAGCUUAAUGGCAGGUGCUAUUGCUACAACUAUGACGCAACCUUUAGAUGUUUUGAAAACUAGAACAAUGAAUGCAAAGCCAGGAGAAUAUAAAAGCAUUUUUCAUCUUAUAACGGUAACUGCCAAGCAAGGUCCUUUGGGCUUUUUUAAGGGUUAUGUUCCUGCCUUUGUAAGGUUGGGUCCUCACACCAUCCUCACCUUUGUGUUCUUUGAACAGUUACGACAAAGGUUUGGGUUCCUUCCUCCAAAGAAGGAAUGAAGAUUUAGCUUGAGCCAACAUUACGGUUUUUCAUAAUGUUGUAUUGGAAGACAAUGUUCUUCCACAGCAGAGACUUUAAAUCUUGUUUCUUAUGCAUUUAUAAUUUGAGUUAUAAUGAAUGUUUUUUUUUUACAGAGAAUGUUUUUUAUGAAUAGUUAAGAUAUUAAGAUAGUGUUGAAAUAUUGUAGCAUUUGUAAUAUCAUUUAGAUAUUUUUACAAGUUAUUUCUUAACAUUUUGUUAAUGAAACUGGGCUUCCGUCAUUUGUAACUUCUUGAUAUAAAGAAAAGGUAAGAUUUUGAUACUUUUGCCUUUGCUAAACAUUACAUGUCACCUGUAUUUGUGAUGCAAUGAUUUGGUGAAGAGUCAAAUGUAUAAAACUAAUAAUUAUUGUUACUUUACAUAAUGGCAUCCAAAAAUUAUUUUAAUUGGUUCUAACCUGGUGAAAUAUGGUGUGUUUUUGAUUCUUCAUUUUACUAAUAUCUUAAUGAAUUCAUAUUUUUAUGAAAUCAUCGUCCAAGUAUCAGAUUUGUUGGUUAUAAUAAAAAAAAAACUCCAUUUAUUUAGAUAUAUAUGUAUUUUAUUCCAGUUUUGGGUGAGAGAAAUGUAACCCAAUUAAAUCACUACUAUAUUCAUAGCUAGUGUUUUUCACUGCAUUCAUCGAAUCUUACAUUUCAUGAAAAACUACACACGUUAGAAAGAAGUAACAAUGAUUGUUUUCCUUUUUUUGUACAAUUUUUGAUUAGCUGUUUGGCGGGAACAUAGACGUGUAAAAGUGUCUGCUUUAAAAUUAAGAGAUUUUUUAUAUUUUUUUUAAUGUCAAACAAUUUUUGAAAACAAAUUAUAAGGAACUUUUAUGACAUGAAUUAAAGUUGUUAAAUAUGUACUCCAGAACAGGUAGCACAAGCGGUGAGUAGACCUUAUUUUUAUGUAGGUUUCAGAACUACCUCUGUGACAUGUGGCCUUAACUUUUUUUAAUAAAUCUUAAACUAUUUUCAUGCUUUUGAUUUUUAUACAAAUCGUACAGAGUUAUAAGAGGUGAUCGUAGUAGUAGUAGUUGUUUUCUAAGGUUUUAUAAAAAUUAAACAUUGUAGCAUGCAUGCACACACGCUCGGGCGGAUUGGGACACCGGGUAAAAUCCCGGUGAUGCCUGGGCCAGUGGGGGUGAUAACCUGGUUAUACUGUCUCAGUGCUAGACUAAUAUAAUGUACAUCUCUAUUUCUAUAUAUAAACAUACAUAUAUCAUCCUGAUUUUUUAGUAUUUGCCCGAGCCGUUUUGGCUCUCAAUCUGCCCCUGUACACACAAAUUCGUAUAUAUAAACACACACAUACUCACAUAUAUUAUUACAGUUUUUACAACAGAUUUGUUAUUCUUUAGAAUUUUAUAAUUACACACCUGGACAUCCUCCUCUUCGUAUUGUAACUCAGCCAAUUUGUGUGUACAAUUUUAAAAUUUUAUUUUAAUGUUAAACAGUUUCAUACUACAAAUCCUAAGGAUAAUAUGUUUAAGCCUAAGAAAAAAGUAUUGAAAAAGAGUUCUACGAAAUAUAUACAGCUUUAUUAAUUAAUUGAAUGUGAAAAAUAAGUGGUACUUCUUCAGAUUUUCUAAACAAAAACAAUAAUACAUUUCAGUUAUUUUACUGUACAUUAUGUUUACAUACUGGUUCAUCAUGUUAAAAUAUGAUAGUAGUGUGUGGAAGUAUUGGGUAGCUAGGCAUUUAUUGAUGUCGGGACUUCUAAUAAGUUUGAAGGUAAAGAUGGCUAUACUUUUCUAACCAGUAAAAUCAGAAAUAACAUGCAAUAAAAAAACUCCAGCUAAAUUUUUUGUAACCAUCAAAAUCAGAAACAACAUGCAGUAAAAAACUCCAGCUACACUUUUUGUAACCAACAAAAUCAGAGAUAACAUACAAUAAAAAAAACUCCAGCUACACUUUUUGUAACCAACAAAAUCAGAAAUAACGUACAGUAAAAAAAAACCCCAGCUACACUUCUGUAACCAAUAAAAUCAGAAGCAACAUGCUUGUUACUAGAAAACUCCAGCUACACUUCUGUAACCAAUAAAAUCAGAAGCAACAUGCUUGUUACUAGAAAACUCCAGCUACACUUCUGUAACCAAUAAAAUCAGAAGCAACAUGCUUGUUACUAGAAAACUCCAGCUACACUUCUGUAAUCAGUAAAAUCAGAAAACAACAUGUAUUAUUAGAAAAAUCUAGCUACAUUUCUGUAAGUAGUAAAAUAAGGAAAUAACAUGUUUGUGAUUUGAGAAAGCCUUCUGCUGUGUUGUAUUAAAUCUUAUGUUGUCAAGUCAACUCUCAUAUGCAUAAAAUUUCCUUUCUACAAGAGUGUCUUGUUAAAAGUAAUUCAUUAUUAAUGUACAACAGAGAUGGUGUGGAAAUUAAUAAUAUGAAAAAAUUGAAAUGGUGUUGACAGCUGUCAUUUAAUGUUGAAUUUUUGACCAAGUUUUGUUUUCUAUAGAAAUAACUGAAUCACUGAUAAUUAGUUCUGUUGUUGAAAUCUUAGGAAAGGCCUCAUCGCCAAACAACUACUAUAAACAAAACUUAGUGAGAGCUGCAUUAAGCCUUGUGCUUUGCACUUUCCAAAGAUUUUGUAAGGUUUUUUUUCAUUAUUUUAUAGAGUUCUUUUUGCAAAGUCAGACUUUUAGGUGAUAUAAAUCAUAUAUUUACAGAAAGAAAUUCCAUUAAACAAUUUUUAUCAUUGUAGUUUGGUAAACUUGCAGCAUUUUAAUAUUAAGUUAUAACUGUUUGUAAUUAGGAUAAUACUUGUGAGCCAAAGUAAUUAAUCUUCAUAUAAAUAUAUAAGCAAAGUAAUAUUUUAUAUUGGGGUUAAUUUGGUUAAAGACAGUAUACUGUCUAAACUUUAGUUUAAUAAUAAAGAAACUUCAAAUUCUUUAAUGAAUACUAUACUUUUUCUAUUUUACAGGACAAGUAUCUUAGUCUGAUAAAAUGUUUAAAUAAAUUUUGUUGUCUUUGACAGAAAAGAUGUUAAACCAUUGCUAUAAUGGAACAAAUAGUAGUUAAUACCUGAGAAAAUACUACUGUGCUUAGAAACUAGUAGAAAGCACUGCUUGACAAGAUGACGCAACACUAUGUUUGACACAUGCGCAAGUAGUAUCAUGCCUAUGUAAUAUUGUGAGAUAAACCAAUGAAGAAAGUGAUAUCUAAUUACCCAGUUCCUUAUAAAAUUUAAUAUCUUAUCGGAUAUUUGUCCAGUCUCUAAUAAAUGUUUUUUUCUUUUAAUAUAGAAAUUAUUUAAA